AUGACUGACUACCCUCCCCCGUACGGCCCCGCUGUCUCCUCAGGCCCCGCCUACCCCCCAGUUCUUGGCCCUCAGCCAUCAGCGUUCCCUGGCUCCUCCUACCAGACGUUCCCUCAGAACUACGCAGGAGGAGGAGACCGCUCCCUCUACCCCCCAGGGCCUCCUCCGGGGCCCCAAGGGGCCUACAUGAACCAGCCAGGGUACUCUGGCUAUCAGACCGGACCCCCGGGGCCCUAUGGGGAGCAGACCAGACCGAGUACCACAGUGGUCGUGGUUGAACAGCAGCGACCACAACAAGAUGACGGCGGCGCUGAGGAGGGCUUCCUGGCGGCGUGUUACGCUACUCUGUGCUGCUGCUUACUCAUGGACAUGAUGGACGAUAACCACUCCCACUGCUCCGACUGA
Messenger RNA from Cheilinus undulatus (humphead wrasse), 405 nucleotides. Its product is annotated as cysteine-rich and transmembrane domain-containing protein 1-like. Gene Ontology annotation, cellular component: extracellular exosome. NCBI's taxonomy places the organism in Eukaryota, Metazoa, Chordata, Actinopteri, Labriformes, Labridae. The transcript is spliced from 4 exons. Bases 1 to 405 code for a protein of 134 amino acids. The record is from RefSeq and is a predicted model, not a curated record.